Molecule: messenger RNA, 647 nt
Organism: Momordica charantia (bitter melon)
Lineage: Eukaryota; Viridiplantae; Streptophyta; Magnoliopsida; Cucurbitales; Cucurbitaceae
Source: RefSeq, a predicted model, not a curated record
UCGUUUUAUCUUUAUCCUCCUUUUUCUCUUUCUUUCACUUUCCCAAUCUUUUUACCCUUCUGAGUUUUUGCCUCUCCAAUGGCGACCAAUCUCCCCGUUUUCCACCCCCUUCCGAUCAGAGCUUCUUCUUCUUCCUCUGCAAAAUCCGAGCCUAAUCGCCGGAAGGCCGCCGCGCCGAAGUGGUGGUCGCCGAUCUUCGGAUGGUCGUCCGAGCCGGACUACGUCGCCGGUUCCGCCGCCGAGCCGGAGCACGAGACCGGACGAGUGAGAUCCAGAUUCACGCCCGGCUGCUUCACGGAGGAGAAGGCGAAGCUGCUCCGCAUGAAGACGCUGGAGAGCUCCACAUUCCAUGAUAUUAUGUACCAUUCCGCGAUCGCGUCGCGUCUCGCCUCCGAUUUGUCGGACAGAUCAGCCAAGAAUUAGAUCUACGAGCUUGCUUACGCAGUGAGGUAAUGUUUUUUUCGAAAUCUGUACUGCUUUUUCUUUUUUCUUUUGUAAAUCGUCGAAACGACCUAAUUUGGGGGAAGAAGGCGAAUCUCUCUUUCCGAAUAAAUUUACCUCUUCGUUUGCCUUCAAGAUCAUUGUGUAGAUUGCAAAACGAAAUGCAACUAUUUUGCGUCUGAUUGUUGAUUGACGACGAUUGAUUC